Salvia splendens (bonfire salvia) is the source of this 369-nucleotide messenger RNA. Its product is annotated as bZIP transcription factor 11. Gene Ontology annotation, cellular component: nucleus. NCBI's taxonomy places the organism in Eukaryota, Viridiplantae, Streptophyta, Magnoliopsida, Lamiales, Lamiaceae. The record is from RefSeq and is a predicted model, not a curated record. Gene Ontology annotation, molecular function: DNA-binding transcription factor activity; transcription cis-regulatory region binding. Gene Ontology annotation, biological process: positive regulation of DNA-templated transcription. Bases 1 to 369 code for a protein of 122 amino acids. The transcript has a single exon.
AUGGAUUCCUUGGCGCCGCCGUGCUCUUCCACGGAUGUGCAACAGCGGAAGCAGAGGAGAAUGGAAUCAAACCGCGAAUCAGCGCGGGUGAAGAAGCAGAAGUAUGUGGACGAUCUGACGGCUGAGGCUGCUCAUCUCUCCGAACUAAAUAACCAGAUAUCGAACAGCAUGAAUGCCACCAUGCAGCAGUGUGUGAAAAUUGAGGUGCACAACUCGGUGCUGAGGGCUCAGAUCAUGGAGCUCUCACACAGACUCCAUUCCUUCAAACAAAUAUUGACUCAUCACGCCGUCUUUGAGCCUGAUCACUUAAACUUUGGCCAGGGUUUGUUGAACAAUUCAUGGAAUUUGUUGGAGGCCCCACACCAAUAA